Molecule: messenger RNA, 797 nt
Organism: Linum tenue
Lineage: Eukaryota; Viridiplantae; Streptophyta; Magnoliopsida; Malpighiales; Linaceae
Source: the annotation of a GenBank genome assembly
AAAUGAGCCACCAAAACUCCCAGUACCAUAUCCUCAAGUCAAGCCAAUAUCAUGUCAUACAUUCCACAUACUGUUUCCACUGUGGUCAUGGAGGUUGCUGCAGAAUCACCCCAAGAAACAGAUCUGUUAAGCUGCAGUUUACAAGAAGCAGAGGAACAAAUGGAGCUGAUAAACAGAGAAUAUCGAAAGGUUCUUAUGAAAAUAGAAACGCAAAAGCUUGAAUUAGCCCCGAAAACACGGUCCCUCUUCAAUCUGGAACGUCACAUUGAAUCAAUGAGACGCACUGCUGCCUGUAGAAAGGAAAGACUGGACCCUCUCCAUCUUGCGAUGGACAAGCUGAGCUUCGCAAACAAUGCAUACCGAGACAAUGCCAUCAAGCAUUCAUUCUUAGAAGAGCAAGAAAUCGAUUACCGGAGAUUGAACUUCAAAAUGAAUCAUGGAAGGAAAAGCUUUCAGAUAGAGAGACGACUCCUGAGCGAAAUCAAAACAAAGGAGGGAAAGGGCAGCAACACUACUGAUUCGUUGCCGCCACUUGAAGUUAUUGAGUCCAAAGUAAAUCAGAGGAGCACAGUACAUGAUCAGAUUCAGUACAAAUAUGGCUACGGGCAAAGACGGGGCUGGAGAUCAAGAGCUUCGCCGGCAGCUGAAACAGCUGGAAUUGGAGAGGGAGAAAGUUGUUGCUAACUGCGUUGUGGGGGGAAAGAUAUGGAGUUCUUUGGGUUCGAUAAAAACCAUCAAAGAAUGUAUUGAGGCAGAGCAUAAGGAGGCAGAGGACUCAAAGGAAGAUCGUCGGAGGU